GAUGAGUGGUGUUCAGAAAACUCUAAUUUAUUGAGGUAAGGUUAGCUGCAGGAUCGCAAAAAUACACAGUGACUGAGGCUCUGAAUCGUAGCACAGAUUCAAGGCAAUGACCUCCACCGGCCAGCCGGAGACAACAGUUGGAGACAUGCCGCAGGUGAGAGUUUUAGCAUGCCCCGAGGUUCCUUCUCUCUUUCUGCCUCACUAUACUGACACAGAGUCAGCCUUCGUCCCUCCCCACUGCUCCUACCACAGCCUGGGACACUGUCUGCGCACCAACAUCUUUCCAGGAGCUCCUCUGGUGUGGAAGUCCCUGGUAAAAGACUCAUACAUCGUUCACCCCUUGCCUGCCCCUCCUACAGACCCCCAGUGUUGGUACGGCCGCAGGACUGAUGACAUGGUGAAAUGGACAGAAAGAAACAUUGUGAAUCAGAAGUUGAACAAGACGCUAAAGGAAAUGGAGAACAAAGGGUCUAAAUGAGGCCAUGAUGCAGUGGCCAUUUCACACCCUCACCGCAGCCCCCUAUGCACCUUCCACAUAAUUUACACCUCUUUUUACACAUAUAUCUACAUGCAAGCCCUUACAAACCCUUUCUGGUACACUAGGUCAUGCACACACUUGCACAUGCACACACACACAACCAUUGCCACAAACUCUCAAAACGUAAAAAAAACAACCCAUGCUAAAACAACAAUUUGUAUGUAGACACAAGUUCAUGAUCUCUCUUUUGCUGCAAUAAAAGCAGAACAGCAUCCUUCACCUUCACCUGAUGUUCUGUGUAUUGUAGGGCUCAUUUACUUCUGAGGGGAUGUAUUCAUAGCUGUCAUCAAAAAAUCUACUCAUAGUACUGAAACUCACUGAAAGUGAUUAUAUGGUUAAACUAGUAAUCUAAUCCAGUUUCUAUCGAUAUUCAGAUGAAACUUUAAAAUGUAAAUUCAGUUUUACCAACAGAAGAAGAUGACAUAAACCACAAUUAGGUGGUUACCACAUCAACCAAUGUUUUUAGGUUGGAAACUUGUAGUAGCUGCUUUGAAGUAUUUUUCAAGUACUUUUUGAAGUAAUAUUGAAGAAAAUGUUUACUUAAUCUGUGCACAAGUCUCAAAUGUACAUGUAAGUAGCUGUAAUCCCCCUGACCUUAUUAUCAAUGAAAUUGCUGAAAUGACAAGAAUA
Messenger RNA from Oncorhynchus mykiss (rainbow trout), 1168 nucleotides. It is a transcript of the gene cimip4, whose product is annotated as ciliary microtubule inner protein 4. Lineage: Eukaryota; Metazoa; Chordata; Actinopteri; Salmoniformes; Salmonidae. The record is from RefSeq and is a predicted model, not a curated record.